AUGUUGAAAAGACCUCAAGAAGAAGAGUCAGACAAUAAUGGUACAAAGAAGCUGAAAGCGAGAUUAACGUACCCUUGUAUCCUCGGGAAGGAUAAAGUAACGGGAAAGUUCAUCUUUCCUGCGAUCACUAAAGAUGACGUGAUGAAUGCAAGAUUGUUUUUGAAAAACAAUGAUUUGAAGACGUUUUUAGAAUAUUUUCUGCCUGUGGAAGUCAACUCGAUCUAUAUUUAUUUCAUGAUCAAAUUGCUGGGAUUCGACGUCAAGGAUAAAGAACUAUUUAUGGCGUUAAACUCUAACAUCACCUCUAAUAAAGAGCGUAGUACUAGUAUAGAGGUGUCGGCUGUGCAAGCGAAAGUUGAACAUGAAGGCGAGUUAACGGACCCCUUAGAGAAAAAACAUGCUGUAAAAUUAAUUAAAGAUUUACAAAAAGCCAUAAAUAAAGUCCUUAGUACAAGGCUUCGAUUACCCAACUUCAAUACGAUCGACCAUUUCACCGCCACUUUGCGUAACGCCAAAAAAAUUUUGGUCCUGACGGGUGCUGGGGUUUCCACUUCUUUGGGUAUUCCCGAUUUCAGAUCUUCUGAGGGGUUUUAUUCUAAGAUCCGACACCUUGGGUUGGAAGACCCUCAAGAUGUUUUCAACUUGGACAUAUUUUUACAGGACCCUUCUGUUUUUUACAACAUUGCCCAUAUGGUUUUACCACCGGAAAACAUGUAUUCUCCCUUACACAGUUUUAUUAAGAUGCUGCAAGACAAGGGCAAACUAUUAAGAAACUAUACACAAAAUAUAGAUAACUUAGAAUCAUACGCAGGGAUAGAUCCUGAUAAACUGGUACAAUGUCACGGUUCAUUUGCGACUGCAUCUUGCGUGACUUGCCAUUGGCAAAUCCCUGGUGAGAAAAUAUUCGACAAUAUAAGAAACCUUGAACUACCAUUAUGUCCUUACUGUUACCAAAAAAGAAAGCAAUAUUUCCCUAUGAGUAAUGCCAAUAAUACGAUUCAAACAAACGCAAAUUUCAACUCGCCCAUCUUAAAGUCGUACGGCGUUUUGAAACCAGACAUGACAUUUUUUGGUGAAGCCUUACCAUCGCGGUUUCAUAAGACGAUCCGUAAAGAUAUAUUGGAAUGUGAUCUAUUAAUAUGUAUAGGUACGAGUUUGAAAGUGGCUCCAGUUUCUGAGAUUGUCAAUAUGGUACCUUCACAUGUACCUCAAAUUUUAAUUAAUAGGGAUAUGGUUACACAUGCGGAGUUUGAUUUAAACUUGUUAGGAUUCUGUGAUGACGUGGCCAGUCUCGUAGCUAAAAAAUGCCAUUGGGAUAUACCGCAUAAAAAAUGGCAAGAUUUAAAGAAAAUCGAUUACAACUGUACGGAAAUAGAUAUAGGUACGUAUAAGAUUAAGAAGCAGCCACGAAAGAAACAACAGUAA
Saccharomyces paradoxus is the source of this 1425-nucleotide messenger RNA. RefSeq names its product histone deacetylase HST1 (gene HST1). Gene Ontology annotation, molecular function: NAD+ binding. The transcript has a single exon. NCBI's taxonomy places the organism in Eukaryota, Fungi, Ascomycota, Saccharomycetes, Saccharomycetales, Saccharomycetaceae. The record is from RefSeq and is a predicted model, not a curated record. The coding region runs from base 1 to 1425 and encodes 474 amino acids.